Molecule: messenger RNA, 2003 nt
Organism: Hordeum vulgare subsp. vulgare (domesticated barley)
Lineage: Eukaryota; Viridiplantae; Streptophyta; Magnoliopsida; Poales; Poaceae
Product: calcium uptake protein, mitochondrial-like
Exons: 8
Coding region: 211-1626 (471 amino acids)
Biological process (GO): calcium import into the mitochondrion; mitochondrial calcium ion homeostasis
Cellular component (GO): uniplex complex
Molecular function (GO): calcium ion binding
Source: RefSeq, a predicted model, not a curated record
CGACGCCGACGCGCCCACAAACUCGUCCCAUUUUCUCCCCGUCCCCCGCCCCCAGUGCUCCGCGCAUCGACGCAUCGCCGCCUCCUCCCUACCCGAGAAGCCGGACAGAGUCCACUCCCUCCUUCUCCUCUACACAACCAGCAUCACAACCGCCUCCUCCUUCCUCGUCCGCGCCGCCCGCCGAAACCGGGAGAAGCUAAUCCGACGAGCAUGGCGCCCCUGAGGCUCCUCCGGUCCGCCGUCGGGCGGCUCAGGACGGCGGCGCCCGCAGGCCGCGCAGCUUUCUCCAGCGCCGCCGCGACCACGGAGGGCAACGCCAAGGCGACCGUCCGCGAGGGGGUGAUCGCCGCCGCCGCCGCGGCCGUCGCCGGGUCCGGGCUGGGGCUCUGGCUCAUGCCGCCGGCGCUCGCGGACUCCGGCGAGGUGGCCCGCGCCGCCGCGCCCGGCCAGAUCGCCGCGGCCGGGCAGAUCUCGGCGGCCGCCGGCGCAGUCGGGGAGCGGCACGAGAAGCGGAGGAGGUUCCUGCUCGCAGACUCAUAUCGUCGAAGGGUGUUCUUCAAUUACGAGAAAAGGAUACGGCUUCGCAGCCCCCCUGAAAAGAUUUUUGAGUAUUUUGCUUCUGUGCGAAAACCGAAUGGGGAAAUGUUCAUGUUGCCUGCUGACUUGAUGAGAGCGGUGGUUCCUGUUUUCCCUCCAUCGGAGUCGAACGUAGUGCGGGAAGGGAGGCUAAGGGGGGAACCCAGCCCUGGAGAGUUGCAUUGUGCUCCAUCCAAAUUCUUCGUCCUGUUUGACACAAACACCGAUGGUCUCAUCUCGUUUGCCGAGUACAUCUUUUUUGUUACAUUACUCAGCAUUCCUGAGUCAAGCUUCAGUGCGGCCUUCAAAAUGUUUGACGUCGACCUCAGUGGGGAGAUAGACAAAGAAGAGUUCAAGAAAGUAAUGGCAUUGAUGCGGUCCUAUAACAGACAAGGAGCUGCCCACAGGGAUGGCUUACGUACAGGAUUUAAAGUUGGCCAGUCUGUGGAAAAUGGUGGGGUCGUUGAGUAUUUCUUUGGUAGUGAUGGGAAUGAACCUCUACACUUUGAUAAGUUCACAAGUUUUUUGAAGGAAUUGCAUGAAGAGAUUAUUCGUCUGGAAUUCAGUCAUUAUGAUGUCAAUUCGACAAACACUAUCCCAGCAAAGGAUUUUGCACUGUCCAUGGUGGCUUCUGCUGACAUGAAUCACAUUAGCAAGCUACUUGAUAGAGCUGAUACAUUGGGCAAUGACCCUUAUCUCAAGCACUUACGCAUUACGUUUGAGGAGUUUAAGGCAUUUGCGGAUUUACGUCGAAGAUUGGAAUCAUUGACGAUGGCUAUAUUUGCUUAUGGUCAAGUAAAUGGGCAAUUGACAAAGCAGGAUCUGAAGCGUGCAGCACAGCAUGUCUGUGGUGUUGAAUUAACUGACAGAGUGGUGGACAUCAUUUUCCAUGUGUUUGACACGAACAAUGAUGGGCACCUGAGCUCAGGGGAGUUUCUGAGAGCACUUCAAAGACGAGAAGCCGAUAUUCAUCAGCCAGCGACGCGAGGAGGUCCCAUGGGCUGGCUGAACCCUAAAAACCGUUCUUCGCUUCUGCAGAUGCUGGGCUAGUAGAGUUUUUUAUCGUUGCAAGAUUUUUCUUCUUAAGCCUUGGGUCAGGUACCAUUUGAAUGGUAUUUCAGCCAAGUCUAGGUCACAUAAGAAUGAUAAGAUUAGUUCAUCCAGUCUUGUUAUAGUAUCCCGUUCUGUUGUUACUGCUCAGGACUGGGAGUGAAUUUUGCUGUAAAUAUCGUGUAGGUAUAGCGGUUGAUCCGGUUGUACAUAGUGUCUUUGGUGUGCUCUCUCAGAGUCUCAGUACAUGGGUGAGGGUGAUGUAUUUUAUCUGGUAAUAGGAUAUAGGUGUUAAGUUUCAAACCUUGUCCAUCUUAUCUGUUCCAUUUUUAUGUAUUUAUAGACAGCAUUUCAUAAUAUGACAGCUGCAGCUUUGU